Molecule: messenger RNA, 3699 nt
Organism: Trichoderma virens Gv29-8
Lineage: Eukaryota; Fungi; Ascomycota; Sordariomycetes; Hypocreales; Hypocreaceae
Exons: 2
Coding region: 1-3699 (1232 amino acids)
Biological process (GO): positive regulation of establishment of bipolar cell polarity regulating cell shape
Cellular component (GO): plasma membrane of growing cell tip
Molecular function (GO): protein binding
Source: RefSeq, a predicted model, not a curated record
AUGCGAUUAUCCUCCCAACGACGCCGGGCGGCGCGACGCCCCCGUCUGUUGAGCUCGAGCGUUGCGUCGUUGGCAAUUAUUGCGCCUUCGGUUGCACGUGCCUUCAACAUCACAGCAGCUCCCCCCGCGAACCUCGAUUUCUCCCAGCUGGGAAGUAUAGGCAUAGCCGGAGACUUCAAUGGAAUCUCACUCUACCAGUUCCAGGAGCAGAUUGCACAGCCCUUGAGCACGAAUGGCAGCGAAUACCUAUUGACACAGCUACCAAAUGGCGCUCUCGCCCCCAUUGCCGCAACCGACGCGUCGAUUCUGGCCAUGUGCUCGUUGACGCUCAAGGAUGGCGCCGAGGGUGUGUUCCUGGGUGGAAACUUUACCAGCAUGGACGGCAUCAAGUCAACAGCCAUCGCCAUCUAUAAUGCCAACACAACCACGUUUACGCCGCUUGAAGGACUCGAGGGCGAGGUCAAUGCGCUGCUGUGCGACGAUGCCAAGGGAAUAGUUUAUGUGGGCGGAAACCUUAAGGGGGGCAACUCGACAAAUGCGAUUGCGUGGAAGGUUGAUGGCAACUGGACGAACCUGCCCUUUGCAGGCUUCAAUGCCCCUGUGAGCUCCAUUACAAAGGCAGCCAACGGCCAUGUCAUUUUUGGCGGGAGCUUCACUGCUUUGGGCAAUGUUACUGCGCCAAACAAGGCGGAUGGACAGGCUAUCAAUCUUUCUACCGCGAAUAUCUCGGCCGACAACACCGCCUCGACCAAGGGCUUCAACGACCCCAAGAAUGUCAUCUGUAACGAUGGCCUUGGAGCGCCAGGAAAGACUUGGCUGCUCCAGGACGAGGUCCCUGGAUCUUGGCAGGCGACCUUUGACUUUGGAUUUGAGCCCACCAAGCUGCGGCUAUGGAAUACACAUCAAGAUGGACGGGGCACAAAAACGUUCCGCUUCAUCGCCUUACCGAUUAACGGCAUCAUGAACUUUACCUAUAUCGAUCCUGCUACAGGAAAAAACUCGAGCUGCACAAGCGAGUGCCCGCUGAGCCACGACCCCAAGGUUCUAUACCAAGACUUUCAUUUCGUCAAUAGAAUUGGCAUGAACGCUUUCCAAAUCGACAUUUCAGAUUGGUAUGGAAAGGGAGCUGGUCUCAAUAGUGUACAGCUGUUUGAGGACAAUAUGUUCUCCUACGCCAUCAACUCUUUCAACGAGCCGUCGUGCAACAUCACCUUCCCUUCCAGCGCCUCUGCAACCGGGCCUUGGAAGCAGUCGCCUUCUUUGCAGAGCGAUUCAAAGUAUCUGACAGCACAGCUAUCCAGUCCCAUUUCGUCCAAAUCAGCCUCUGUCGUUUUCGUACCCAACAUCAUUGAAUCUGGCAACUACUCUGUCAACAUGUAUACCCCGGGUUGCGUGCCCGAUGGCUCGUGCCUGACUAGAGGUCGUGUCAAUAUUACCGGCAUCAUGUCAAGCGGCACCAUUCAAUCAAACUUUACUACUUCAAUCUACCAGACCAACAACUUUGACAAAUACGAUCAGAUCUACUUUGGUUAUAUCGAAAGAACCUCAGACACCUUCAGACCAAAAGUUACACUCACCCCUCUCGACGGCCAAGACCUGAGUGAAAUGACCUUUGUGGCUCAAAAAGUCGGCUUCACUCUUCUCAACUCGACUGGAAACCUCAACGGCCUCUUCGACUUUGACCCAAGCCAAACAAAGAUGGACAUAUCUAGCCUGGACGAAUCGCCAGUUAACCAGCUUGGUGCCAGUUUCGAUCACAAUACGGGCGUCAACUCUCUUGCAACGUCAGGUGAUAUCACUUACAUCGGCGGUAACUUUACCUCGGAUGCACACCAGAACUUCGUUGCCAUCGAUACCAGCGGCAAGGUUAUGCCUCUCAACGGAGGUCUCAACGGCCAAGUAUUAGAUAUGUAUCUCCAGGACACGAAGCUAUUCGUAGGUGGAGACUUUACAAAUUUACGAUCCAACGGGAAAAGCGGGUUGAAUCAUGUGGCGGUUUAUGACACAAAGAGCCAGUCCUGGAGCGCAUUGGGUGCAGGCGUCAAUGGCAGAGUCGAGCAGGUUGUGGCAUUCCAGGUCAAUAUUAGCAGCGUGACUGAGAAUGCCAUUGCCCUGACAGGUUCCUUCUCCGAAUGCGAAGCCUAUGGUGGCUAUGAAGCACUUGCCGUCGACGGAUUUGCUGUUUGGGUUUUGUCAAGAGACAAUUGGCUGCAGAAUCUGGAUGGCCCGACUCCGGACUUUGGCGGAAUGCUCACAGCCUCUCAGCUGAACCUCACCACCGGCAAUUCCCUCUUCGCAGGCUCCAUCGAGUCUUCGCAAUUGGAGGCCAAUGGUGCCGUCACGCUUAGUGACCAAGGAUUAGGUCAAUUUCCAGUUCAUAUCCAGCAGAGUAGUCAAUCAUCUGGCAACAAGCGACGGGAUCUCUCCCCACAACCCACAUCUGGUGUUCUGACGGGAGCCUUUUACACCGGAAACAAUAGCAACAGCAACAGCAACAUUACAGUUCUCGCAGGUCAUUUCUCGGCUCGGGCUUCCGAUGGCUCUACCAUUAAUAACCUGGUUUUCAUCGACGGCGCCAACAACAACACCGUCACCGGACUCAAGUCUGGCAUAUCCUCAUCAUCAGUCUUCACCAGUGUCACUUUUCUCGGAAGCGUCCUCUAUGCGGGUGGAAAUGUCACCGGCAAUGUUGAUGGCAGCAGCGUCAGCGGUCUCAUCGCCUACGAUGUUGCUUCCAAAUCGUUUUCCAGCCAACAACCUGCGUCACUGCUGGGCGGGAAUCAGACUCUGUCUGUCGUCACUGUUCGACCUGACACUUCAGAGAUCUAUGCAGGCGGCUCAUUCGAGAAGGCCGGCGCUCUGGACUGCCCUGGUGUUUGCACUUAUAAUGCCGACACUGCUCAAUGGUCAAGGCCUGGCAGUACCCUGGCUGGACGAGUCAGCUGCUUCUUGUGGCACAGCAAGUCUCAGCUCAUUGCUGGUGGCGAUUUGCGUACCAAUGGAACCAACACAGGAUUCCUUGCCCUGUACGAUGCCAACAAACAGGUUUGGACGGACUUUGCGGGCGCCAGUCAGAUCCCGGGCCCUGUCAACGCCAUCACAGCCGCUUCGAAUGAUAACAGUCAGAUCUGGAUCUCUGGUAACUCGCCGAACGGAUCCGUCUUCAUCAUGAAAUAUGACGGCAAGCAAUGGCAGACCCCUCAGUUGCUACCACCCCCAGGCAGCAACGUCCAGAGCUUGCAAGUUUUUACAGUGACCAAGCCCCACGCCAAGUCAGCUCUUUUCGAUGAUCAGGAAGUGUUAAUGCUCACCGGCUCCAUACCUUUCCCCAAUGUCGGAAUGGCCUCGGCCGUCAUUUACAACGGUACCGACUACCUGCCUUACGCUCUAACCAGCACGGACACUGGAGCUGGAAGCAUUGCCAAAAUAUUCUCGCAAAAGGACAACUUCUUUACAUCUAGCACUAAACACUUACCUCUUGUUUUCGUUGUCCUCAUCGGCCUCGCCAUCUCGCUGGCACUUAUUGUUAUCCUCGUCGUUUCAGGAAUCGUAUUAGAUCGGAUACGCAAGAAGCGCGAAGGAUAUUCGCCAGCACCAACCUCCAUGUACGAUCGUGGAAGCGGUAUUCAACGGAUACCACCUCGUGAACUACUUGAGCAGCUUGAGAGAACCCGGCCUGGAGAAGCACCGCACGUAUGA